CCAUCAACAAAAUGACAGAUGCAAGGAGCUCGGUCUGUCGAGUUCAGCUGAACCGUCUAAAGUUUUGGGAUAGCGGGAAGCGUGCCCUUUCCUAGGUCAUAACAGCUUGAGCCAAGCAGAAAAUGGCCACGGCACGCGAGCGAGUCCAGUCGCUUGACUCUCGGUUAAGGGAUCUCGAGGAGCGCUUUGGGGGUGGAGUCUUCCAGGCAGCGGCCCUUCCGCCGCUGCAGGACUUGCCCAGCACGUUCGUGGCGAGAGCCCUAGACCUUCCGGUCAGCUUAGGACAAGCUGCAAGCGGGUCAGCUCCAUCAGCGGCGGGCCCCAGCGCGGUCGCCGCGGCCGUCCCUGCAGGCGCCGCUACCUCAGCCUCAGUUGGAACCGCUUCCCGGCAGCCGCUUGGCAGUAGUGCAGUUGGUGGCUUCGGCCAUGGCGCCGGUCCUGGCGCUAUCCGUGCGGCGGCAGCAGUGCCCGCUGCAAGUGCUCCGACAGGAGGCGGGGCCGCCACUGCGCCCGCGUCCCAGCCAGCCCCAGCAAUGCUGCCCCGGCCCAGCCGGCCCGCAGAGGUGCCGCUGCGGCUGUACCGGCAGGGCCUGCCGCACCGUGAGCUGGGCCCGCCACAGAGCGUUUGGGAGGCGGAUAAGAAUGCCGCAGUGCUGGCGCUGGCAGACCGCGUGCACCAGCUUGAGGACCAGCUGGAGCAGGCGCACGCCACCGGAGCGGCACCGGCAGCCGCCUCAGCAGGAGGGGGCGACGGCGCCAUGGCCGCCUACGGCGGUGUGCUGCCGCCGCCGACUGUGGACAUGCUGCCGGUGCCACGCACCGUGCUGGGCGCCACCAGCCACGCCAACGUUGCGGCGUACGACGGCAUUCACGCCGGUGGCGCGGCGCCGGUGCCCGUCAAGUACUACCCGCCGCCACCGCCGGGGCAGCAGCUGACGCCGGAGCAGCAGCUGCUGCGGCUGCAGGUGGCGGAGGGCGCGCGCGGGCAUGCACGGGCGUUCGCCGCGUCGGUCACCGAGUCCGCGGCGGCGACAGUGCCGUCUGCGAUGAUGCGGCGCAAGCGCAACGAGGCGGCCGCACGGGCGGCGCAGCAGCAGCAGUUUGGACCGGAGGAAGACGCGCGGCAGGGGGAUGAGAACCAGGCGUCAGGACCCGGGUUUGGGCCAGGAGCCGGGGGCGGUGGAGGCGGCGGUGUCGGGGGUGCAGUGGGCGUGUCCAAGCCGUUGGGCUACGCCAGCAACGCCGCCAGCGCGGCGGCCUCGGUGCACGUGAUCGGGCUGAAGGAGCCCGGCGGGCCGCUGCAGCCGGCGGGGCCGUAUCCCAUGGUGGCGGCGGCUCUGGCGGUGGGCACGCCGGGCACGGGCGGCAGCACGUGGGAGCAGUCCAAGAUCCGCGCGCUCAUGUCGCUGGAGCAACAGCUAAACAUGCUGAAGGCACAGGUCGAGUCGUACAAGGACCAGGAGUCGCGGCAUCGGCGGCAGAUGAUUGAGCUGAAUGAUAAGCAUCGCGCGGAGAUGAUUGAGGCCGCGGGUGCUGCCGGCCGGCGGCUGAAACGGCUUAUGAAGUCUGCUGGACCAGCCUUUGCACGGCGGCUGCUGGUGCUGCGCCUGACGCGAGCGCUGCACGCCUGGCGGCGUGUCGCCGUCCGCAACCGGCGACUGCGUUGGGCGGCAGCGGUGUGGCGACGGCGCAGCCUGGAGGAGUUCCUCACGGCAUGGCACAUGGUUACCAUGCAGAACAAGCAUCACCGCCACACGCGCCGGCGCGCAGCGCAGCGCUACCUGCGCACACUGCUGCUGGCGUGGCACUCGGCGGCGGCGGCGCGGCGGCAGGUGCGGCGGCUUGAGCGGCGCGUGGUGUUGCUACGUUGCCGGAGGCUGCUGGCGGCUUGGGCGCAGCGCUCGCGGCAACUGUGGGAGAAGCGGCUGCGGGUGCGCGGCGCUGAGGCGGUGCGCAGCGGACGGCUGCUGCGAAAUGGCUGGCAGGGCCUGACGACGGAGGUGGCGCGCGUGAGGCGGACUGAGGUGGAGCUGCGGCAGCGGCUGGACAAGGCCAUGCUGGUACAUGCGCUGCAGACGUGGGUGCAGCAGACGCGGCUCGGCCAGCGGCUGGAUGGCAUGUGGCGCCGCGGCACACUGCGCUGUGUGCUGCGCAGCUGGCUAGCCUACAUGCGGCGGUCAGGCAUGCUGGGCCGCAAAUUGCGGGCCCUCAAGAACGUGUGGCGACGGCGGCGGCGGGCGCUGGCGCUGGCGGCUUGGGCGGCGGCGGCGCGGCGGCAGGCGGUGUUGAAGGCCACAGACGAACUGCUGCGGUCGAUUGUCAGGGAGCAGCAGCUCCGCACGGUGCUGUCCUGCCUGCGCCUGGCGGCGCGCGAGCGCGCCUGGAGCCGCCGCCGCGCGGGCUUAGCGCUGCGCGCCUGGCGCGCCUCCGCCGGCCGGUCGGCUCGCAACAUGCGGAUAGUGGUGCUCCGGCGCCUGGCGCGCAACCGGCAGUCGCUGGCGGCCAUAUUCGACUGCUGGCGGGUGCUGGCCAAGGCGCGGAUGGUGCAGCUGCAUCUGAGGGAGAUCCACCGCCUGCAGGAGCUGGAGCCCAUGUACGAGCACCAGAUGGAGCUGGUGCGGCAGGACCGCGCCGCGGUGCAGGCGCACCUGCGGGCGCUCAUGGCCGAGGCCAACCUGCUGCGCUCCGAGCUGCUGCGUGGCUUCGUCAUGAGCGCCGAGGGCGGGCUGCUGGGGCGGCCCAUCAGCUGGAAAUCCAUGCCCGCGGACCCGGGGCAGUGGCUGCCGCCGGCGCGCUGCCGUCACAGCACGCUGUGCCUGCGCGCGCUGCAACUGCCCACGGCGCGGCCUCCGGGCGCGGCGGCGCAGCCGUUGCCAAUGCACAGCACGCUGCGCGCUUCGCUGACGGCGAGCGCAGUGGGUCUGGAUGGCCAGCACGGCGGCACGCACAUGCGCACGACGCGCUUUCCGGCUGGUGGCACCACGCUGGGCGUGCACGGCCAUCACGGCGACGAGGUGGAGGCGGUGGUGCCGGACGUGGCGGGCGUGCUGGUGGUGUUCGGCGGCGUGGGCGAGGAGGAGUGGUUCCGAGACCUGCACGUCCUGGAGGUCACCUACUCGGAGGGCGGCGCCCGGACGUUCCACUGGCACCAGGUGGAGGUGGAGUCGGAGGCGGCGCCGCCGGGUGGCGUGGAGGCAGGCACGCUGCGUUCCGCCUGGCCUGAUGAGCCAGGGGUGGGCGGCGACGCGGGGCCAAAGCUGCCGCUGCCCACGCGCCGCGACCACGCAGCCUGCGUGACCAGCCCGAACCAGUUCGUAAUUGUGGGCGGCUUCGAUGGAAAGACCGAGCUGAUGGACAUCCACGCCGUCACCGUCCGCGCGGCAGAGGACAGCGUGGGCUGGGCGGCCACGGUACGACUUGUGGCGCCACGCAACCGCACGCCGGCGGGGCGCUCGCACCACACCGUCACGCCGCACGCCGCCGGCCGCUCGCUGUACGUGUUCGGCGGCUACAGCAGCUCACGCGGCGUAACUGGCGAGCUGUGGACCUUCCACAUGGACCACCACGAGUGGUGGCAGCCCAACACCACAGGCGAUCAGCCGCCGCCGCGCCGCAACCACGUGGCUGCGCUGGUGGGCGGGCUGCUGUACAUCCACGGCGGCUUCAACGGCACCGAGUGUUUGGACGACACCUGGGUGCUGGACCCGCAGACCUGGCACUGGGAGCGGCUGGAAACCGUGGGCCCCGCGCCCAGCCGCCGCCGCGGCCACGCCGCCGAGGUGGUGGGCGAUCGCUACCUGGUGGUGCACGGCGGCUAUGACGGCGGCGAGGGCCAGGCCUACCUGGGCGACGCAGCCGUGCUGGACACCACCACCCGCACCUGGACGGCACUACACGCAGCGGGCGCGCCGGAGGACAUGCCCACGGCGCGCAGCUUCCACACGCUCACGCUGGUGGGCCACGUGCUGGUGGCGCUGGGCGGCUCGGGGCCGCUGGGGCCGCUGCUGGACGUGCACCUGCUGGAGAGCCCGCCGCUGGUGGCGGGGCUGGCGCAGCAGUACAAGCUCAUGGCCACGGCGGCGCAGCUGAGCGCCACGCAGGCGGGGCUGGCGGACACGACGGCGGCGCUGGCGGUCACGCGGCACCGGGCCGAGCUGGCGGAGCAGCAGCUGCAGACUCUUCGAGAGCGCAGUGCGGAGCUCGUGGAGCGACACAAUGCGGCGCUUCAGGACCUGGACCGAAUCAAGCAGCGGCUGGCGGGCGAGACUGCGCGCGUGGUGGCGGCCGAGGCGGUGGCGUCGGACGCCCGGCUGGCGCUGGCCACUGUGGAGCGGCGGCUGCGGCGCACACGCGAGGGCGGGCACGAGGUGGCGGAGGCGGCGCGCAACAUGCAAGACACCGUGUGCGACCUUCGUGAGGAGGUGGCGCGGCUGCGGAGCCAGCUGCUGGGCACCUCGCAGCAGCAGGCGCGCGAGUCGGCGGCGCUGGCCGCCGCCUCCGCAGAGCGGCAGCUGCUCACGCAGCAGCUGGCGGGCGCGCAGCAGGAGGCGGCCCUGCUGAGAGGCAUGCUUGCGACCGCAGAGGCCGAGUUCCGGGCGGCUCUGGACAGGCAGCGGGCCCAGAUGGAGGCGGAGCUCAUAACGGCGGCGGAGCACACCAAACAGCUGGCCAAGGCGGCGGCGGGCGCCGCCGCCGGCGCGGGAAUGGGCGGCGGUGCCGACAUGGACCUGGUGCUGCUAAACCAGUUGGCUACCGCCACGGCGCGCGCGGAGACGGCGGAGAUGAGGCUGCAUGCCAUGGAGCGCGAGUACGGGCAACUGCAGGCCGAUGUGGGCAGCCUGAAGCGGCAGCUGGCGCAGCAGCGGCACGCGCGCGACGCCGCGGAGGAGCGCGCCGCAGCCGCCGUGGCGCACAUGCACGCCUCCGAGCUGCGCUACCAGCAGCAGCUGGAGGACAUGCAGCUGGAGCUGGCGCGGCUGCAGCGGACACGUUGGCGGGAAGACCUGGGCUUGGAUCCCGGGCCCACCGCCAAGAAGCGCGCAGCGCCUGCGGCGCCCGAGGCAUCGCCCCAGCCGGAGGCUGCCAAACAAGAAGAGGAGGAAGAGGAUGUGGCGGCGCGGGAGAGGGAGGAGGCGGAGCGGCUGUUGCGGGAGGCGCGGCCGCCGCCGGAGGGGCCGCUUGAGGACCCGGCGAGGCGGGUGGAGCUGCGGGCUAAGGCGGGGGCAGUUGGAGACCCCGAGGACCCGGCCGCGCACUUCACGGUGCAGCACGUUGAGGCCGUGGUGGUGGAUGAGCCCACGGAGCUGCAGGUGUUGCCUGAGGUGGCGCGGCUGCUGCAGCUGCAGCGGCGGCUCAUGGGGGACGGCGUGUAGAAGUGUCGUGGUGUAGGUCCGCAGGACGAAGGGAUGUGGGUGAGGUGCAUGCAUAAUUAGAGAGCAAGGCGGAGUCAAUUGUUUGGGAUGGAAGAAGAGAAGGAGUAUGGCUGCAGUAGGGCCGGAAAAGCGUAAACAUGCGGCCCGGCGUUGCCCCGGGGAGUGUGGGGUCGGCGAGGGGUGGCUGGUCUUCUAGACGCGCAUGGGGUUUUGGACACC
Chlamydomonas reinhardtii is the source of this 5591-nucleotide messenger RNA. RefSeq lists its product as uncharacterized. The record is from RefSeq and is a predicted model, not a curated record. The transcript is spliced from 19 exons. Bases 123 to 5372 code for a protein of 1749 amino acids. Gene Ontology annotation, molecular function: protein binding. NCBI's taxonomy places the organism in Eukaryota, Viridiplantae, Chlorophyta, Chlorophyceae, Chlamydomonadales, Chlamydomonadaceae.